This is a messenger RNA of Talpa occidentalis (Iberian mole), 987 nucleotides long. Its product is annotated as spliceosome-associated protein CWC15 homolog. The record is from RefSeq and is a predicted model, not a curated record. Gene Ontology annotation, molecular function: RNA binding. Gene Ontology annotation, biological process: mRNA cis splicing, via spliceosome. Bases 39 to 713 code for a protein of 224 amino acids. NCBI's taxonomy places the organism in Eukaryota, Metazoa, Chordata, Mammalia, Eulipotyphla, Talpidae. Gene Ontology annotation, cellular component: catalytic step 2 spliceosome. The transcript has a single exon.
CCAGGACCCGGGCCGCGUCGCGUCGCUGAGGCCUGAGGAUGACGACCGCGGCGAGGCCGACCUUCGCGCCUGCCAGAGGGGGUCGCGGGAAAGGCGAAGGGGACCUGAGCCAGCUCUCCACGCAGUGCUCCAGCCGCGACCUGCCCUCCCACACGAAGGUAAAAUACCGACAAGCCACUCAGGAUGCCCCUGAGGAGGUUCGCAACCGGGACUGGAGGAGGGAGCUGGAGGAGAGGGCGCGAGCCGCGGCUCGAGAGAAGAACAGAGGCCGGCCAGCUCGGGAACAUACCACCUCCUCGUCAGCGUCAGGGAGGCCUCGGGUAGACCAGAUUCCCGCUGCGAACCUCGACGCGGACGACCCUCUGACAGGUGAGGACGAUGAGGACGAGAGUGAUGACGACACUGCGGCCCUCCUCGCCGAGCUGGAGAAGAUCAAAAAGGAGAGGGCGGAGGAGCAGGCCAGGAAGGAGCAAGAACAAAAAGCUGAAGAAGAAAGGAUUCGAACGGAAAAUACCCUCGGUGGAAACCCGCUCCUGAAUCUGACCGGGCCAGCCCAGCCGCAGGCCAACGUCAAGGUCAAAAGAAGGUGGGACGACGACGUGGUGUUCAAGAACUGCGCCAAGGGCGCCGACGACCAGAAGGACAAGCGGUUCGUGAACGACACGCUGCGCUCCGAGUUCCACAAGAAGUGCAUGGAGAAGUACGUUAAAUAGCGCAGUUUUAUGUGCUUGACGCAAGACUGAGUCGCAGCUCUUCCCCGUUUCUCGGGGUGACGCGUCUCCCCCGCCCCCGUCGUGCCACCCCCUCGCCGUCCCCCAAACUGCCCCCGGCGGCCUGUCCCCGUGUCCACCCUCUGCGUGCGUGUUUCUGGUCGUGUCCCUCGCACCGGGAGGGUCUGCUCGUAAUAAAGCUCUAGUGACCUGUCCCCGUGUCCACCCUCUGCGUGUUUCUGCUCGUGUCCCUCGCACCGGGAGGGUCUGCUCGUAA